This is a messenger RNA of Aspergillus neoniger CBS 115656, 718 nucleotides long. RefSeq lists its product as uncharacterized. The transcript has 4 exons. The record is from RefSeq and is a predicted model, not a curated record. Bases 122 to 718 code for a protein of 198 amino acids. NCBI's taxonomy places the organism in Eukaryota, Fungi, Ascomycota, Eurotiomycetes, Eurotiales, Aspergillaceae.
GACAGACAUCGCACAGACCGCAAAAGCUUACCACAUCCUCUCCCGAUCUCCUUGACUGCAAGUCUUCUUUCCACGCACUAGUACUCGAGACUAACCUACCACAAAGGAACACCAAAAUUAUAUGGCCAACAUCAGCAUCGUGGAAGCCGACCACGAAAGGGUCGAAUUCCCCGCCACAGUCAACGGACUCCCCACCGGAUAUCCAUCAGUCUUAGCACGACGCGGUGUGCCUGAGAUUAUGUGGGAUCAAGACAUGUACAUCAUCCGCCAUAUGGCAGAAAGACUCUCCAAAGACCAAAGUAGGGAGAUAUUCCUUGUGUGUUUUACAUGUGGGCUGUCGAUUUGUUUCUACGGUGCCGCGGUGGAUCGGUUUAAUGAUCGGCUGCAAACCUAUGUUGAUGGGAUGAAUGCGAGGUAUGCACCAUAUGGGGUUGUUUGGGAGAUGAGAUGGGUUCCAUAUUCUGUUAGGUGUAUGUGCAUUGGUAGGGGAUAUAGGAGGAGGGGGAUGGGAGGUUCUGGUUCAGGAGCUGAAAAUAGAUACCUAGCCAGUAUUGGGUUGAAACUUCCUCGUGAAUCAUUCUUUGGGGUUGUCGUUGGUUCCAAGCAACAUGUUAACCCCGUUAACGAUCAAUUUGGUAAACAGAACUUAAUUCUACAGACUGCACAGUUAUCGGCUCCGACUUCCAUUGAGCUGUCAGUUGACCAGGCCAGCCUCUGA